CAGCAACUCUCGCAUUGCACAGGAGCUGCUCAGUGGGGGAGACAGCUGUAAAAUGAAAACUGAAGCCUGGACUGGAAGUCAUGAAGCAUCUUCUGCUGUCUACUGGGAUUAUAAUCCCCUCCAAGAUACCUGUCCACCACAGGACCUACCCUACGCUUGUGUCUACAUUCCCAUGCUCUACUUCAUCGCUUUCUUCAUUGGCUUCAUUGGCAACCUCUUGGUGAUUGUGCUGAUGGCCAAGAAGAGAGGCAGAAAGAGGCUGGUGGACAUGUUUGUCCUGAAUCUGGCUGUUGCCGAUCUGGUCUUUGUCCUCACCUUGCCUUUCUGGGCAGUGUCAGCAGCUCAUGGUAACAAGUGGUACUUUGGUGAAGGCCUGUGUAAGUUCAGCAGCUUUAUCAUCUCUGUGAAUCGCAGCUCCAGCAUCCUGUUCCUAAUGGGCAUGAGCGUGGAGCGUUACCUGGUGGUCAUGAAGCGUGUGGACUCCAAGUCCACUGGGACCAAGAACUGUCUGAUCAUUGUCUGUGGCUGCAUCUGGGCUGUCUCUCUCCUGCUAGGCAUUCCCUCUCUGAUGUUUCGGAAGCUGGAUACCACUGGUGAAUUGUGCGAGGAUGAGGACUCUGUCGCCUUCCAGGUGCUCAGCCUGGCUUUGCUCAUCUUGACCUUUCUCCUGCCGUUGGGAGUGAUCUUAUUCUGUUAUUGCUCCAUCUCCUUCAAGCUGCUGAACCACAUCAGCCCAGGAAAGGGGACGAAGAACUCCCUCCAGAUCAUCUUCACAAUCAUCGGUGCUUUCAUCUGCUGCUGGCUGCCCUUCAAUGCCUUUAAAGCAUUCCUCUUCUUCUCCUUCAUGUUCCAGGGAGCAAAUCUGUCUUGCAGGACAUUAAUGGCUCUCAGGAGGGGCCUGACCAUCAGUGCUUGCUUGGCCUUCAUGAACAGCUGCGUAAAUCCCAUCAUCUAUGCCUUGAUGGAUCGCCAUUUCCGACGCCAGCUGCUGCCACAAUGGCUCCGGGUCUUCUGGAAAGUGCCACAGACAAGGCAAACCUCGGGCUUGUCCUUCUCAUCCACUACUGAGUCCAGCCUCAUGUUCGCCAGCCGGAACAAGCCAUCAUCGCCUGCGUUCAUUCGGCCAGAGAUGUAAGAGGUAACGGGUAGGUUUACAAGCCUCCACCCUGUGGGGUGAGGCAGGCUAGGUAGUCGCUGUUGCUGCUUCUUAUGUAGGUAAAACGCGCGGGUUAUUCAGCCAGGUUUCAGGUUAAUUUUGACAAGGGCUUUUCUUUCUUGACAGAUGUCCCUCUAAAAGCAUUGCUAAGCUACCCCCCAGGUCUAUAUAGAGCUGUAACGCCCGUCUGUCUCACUAGGGUGUCAGCAGAAAGUUAGUGGAUCCACUUCUCUUCUGCCGUAACUCCACUGAUGUCCAGGGAGCUGCAGCAGCAGAGUUUCACUCAAUAUUCUUAGAGGUUAUAACACAGGUUUUGAAAAGCAAGACACUGAAGAUUUACAAAGCUGACUAGGGGAUUUAGUCACACAGCUCCCAGUGAAAUGAAAACCUCACCUAACAGCUGCUCUCUCCUUCCCCAGCACCCUUGGGAGAAGAGGGAUUCUCCACUGGCCUUGCCUUCCUCUGCUAAGGAAAUCAAGCACAUGCAGUGCUUUCCCCAGGGGCAUUCACAUGCAUCCCAGAAAUACAGUGAGGGUGAAACUAGCCUGAAUGCAGCCUCACAGCCAGCAGAAGCAUCAGGGUUACUUAAGCCUGGUCUAUAGAUCCACCCAGCUACAUUGCUCAGGGAUGUGAAAAAUCCACCCCCCUGAGCAAUGUAGUGAAGCCGACAUA
Molecule: messenger RNA, 1828 nt
Organism: Chelonoidis abingdonii (Abingdon island giant tortoise)
Lineage: Eukaryota; Metazoa; Chordata; Testudines; Testudinidae
Gene: GPR25
Product: G protein-coupled receptor 25
Biological process (GO): immune response; G protein-coupled receptor signaling pathway; cell chemotaxis
Cellular component (GO): external side of plasma membrane; membrane
Molecular function (GO): C-C chemokine receptor activity; C-C chemokine binding
Source: RefSeq, a predicted model, not a curated record